GUAGUGGAGAUGGGUAUGCUGAAGAGGAACAUGCAGAGGGUGGAAGGCGAGCUUAAGGAGAUGGGGGCCACUCCUGCGAAGAAGGACGGCGGGAAAGGGAAGUGGGGGUCGGUUGGGAAGGUCGCGAUGGCCGCUGCAGCAGCCACGGCUUUUGCAGCAGCAGCGGGAGGAGGGGGAGGAGGGGGAGGAGAAGGAGCGGGAGGAGGAGUAACCAUGGCAAGAAGAGCGAGCGGCGGGGGAGCAGACGAUCUGGUCGUGGUCCAGGACAGGCAAGGGGAUGGUGAAGCAGCAGGGGUCAGCUCAGACGAGGAGGUGCAGCAGCUGCGAGCAGCACUCAAGGCCGCGGCGCACAAGGUGCAGGUGCUGCAACCGAUGGCUGCGCUGAACGAGAAGCUGGUGAAGAAGCUGCAGGUUCUGGAGAGGAAAAACGGGCUCUCCAGGACCUCCUAGAGCAGGUGCUGGAGAGGAGGAGAGGCAGGGCUGCAGGGGGAGGGGAGGGUGGGCUGGUGGUGGAUGAUGUGGAUGAUCUCUGUGAUGAUGAGCUGGCUGAUGGACCGGGGUUGGGGUUUGGGCUCUUUUCGUGCCUGUUCCAGAGCCGAGGCAUGGCUCGACUCAUGCGGUGAGAAAUAUGGGGUGAUGAGAGUCCUUCAUGGAAGGUAGAGGGGAAGGGGGGGAAAGGAGAGUAUGGGAAGGAAGAGGGUUUUGGGAACGAGGGUGCCGUGCGAAACGGAGCAUGAGUCAUGCGUGCAAGAUGCAGAGGCGGAUGAUGAGGCCCGGGCAAGGCCUCAAGAUAGGAUUUUAGGCAUCCUGGCCAAUCAGGGCGGGCCCCCAAGAAACGUGUAGCCGUCAGGGCUGGUCGGAUAUGUUCAUUCUGAUUCCUCUGGGUGGUUCUCCAAUUAUAUACUAUGUACAGGCCCCCAAAUUGGUUUUGGGUCUGUCUGAUUCGUCAGAGUCCACUGCCUUCCCUUGGUAUGGGUGUCAGAGUUGCCUCCUUGAAAAAGUCUGAAAAAUCAGAGUAGCCUACAAUUUUUUGUCUGACCAAUCAGAGUCAUAGCCAAACUUUAGUAUGAGCCUUUUUUAUG
Messenger RNA from Closterium sp. NIES-67, 1082 nucleotides. Lineage: Eukaryota; Viridiplantae; Streptophyta; Zygnematophyceae; Desmidiales; Closteriaceae. The record is from the annotation of a GenBank genome assembly.